Parnassius apollo (apollo) is the source of this 1599-nucleotide messenger RNA. The record is from the annotation of a GenBank genome assembly. Lineage: Eukaryota; Metazoa; Arthropoda; Insecta; Lepidoptera; Papilionidae.
AUGUCCAGUAAUUUUUUCAGUGAACUCUGUUGCCUGUUUUGUUGUCCGCCAUGCCCGGGGAAAAUCGCGGCUAAGCUUGCAUUCCUGCCUCCUGAACCCACGUAUGCAUUUACACCUGAUGAAACGGGAUCAAAAUUUUCAUUGACGCUCACUGAACGUGCAGAAUGGCAAUAUUCAGAACGAGAAAAAGAAAACAUUGAAGGUUUUUACUCUAGAACUACGCGAGGCAAUCGUAUUGCUUGUCUCUUUGUUCGCUGCAGCCCUAAUGCUCGUUUUACGAUAUUGUUUUCUCAUGGUAAUGCAGUAGAUCUUGGACAAAUGAGUAGCUUUUAUUUAGGUCUAGGUACUAGAAUAAACUGUAACAUAUUCAGUUAUGACUAUUCUGGUUAUGGUGUGAGUGGGGGAAAGCCUUCAGAGAAGAAUUUGUAUGCGGAUAUUGAUGCUGCAUGGCAAGCACUUCGGACUCGUUAUGGCAUCAGCCCAGAGAACAUUAUUCUGUAUGGUCAAAGUAUUGGUACAGUGCCAACAGUGGACUUAGCAGCCCGUUAUGAGGUGGGUGCAGUGGUAUUGCACUCUCCACUCAUGUCUGGCAUGCGAGUGGCUUUCCCAAAUACCAAGAGAACAUGGUUUUUUGAUGCUUUUCCUAGUAUCGACAAAAUUCCUAAAGUGACCUCACCAGUUCUUGUCAUCCAUGGAACUGAGGAUGAGGUGAUAGACUUUUCACAUGGACUGGCCAUUUAUGAGCGGUGUCCUCGUGCUGUUGAACCUUUAUGGGUUGAGGGUGCUGGCCAUAACGAUGUGGAACUCUUCAACCAACUACUACUCAAGGUGAUGACCAAAAUCCUGGCCGGCCCCAACAAAUCUACAAACGUGAACGGCUCCCUCAGCCCGCACAACUCGCGGGAGGGCGACAAGCGUUCGGACAGCAACGAGCCCGAAUCCCAGCCGAGGGUGGUGCACAACAUCAGUAUCAGCGUGACGGAUGCGGAUUCGCCGGCGGGCGUACGGCGGCGCGUGCACUUGCGCUCGCUCAGCGACGUGACGCCGGCCAGCCGCACGCCCGUGCAGCGCGCGCGAUCGCACUCGGAGCGGCCGCGCGCCUCGCCCGCCCCGUCGCCUGCGCGCUCGCUCGCGCUGUCGCCCACGCCAUCACCGUUGCGGGCCGCGGUGACGCGUAGCGAGCGCUCGUCGCCGGACGCGUCGCUGCGCGAGGCGCGGCCGGUGGGCGGCGACCCGUGGCGCAAGAUGAGCGAGGUGGACUUGAAGAGCGCGGGGCGGGCGCGCGCCGACCCGUGGGUGAAGAGCGCGAGCCUGCGGCCCGGCGACGCGGCGCGGCGGCGCGCGCGCGGGCGCCUGGAGCGCGCGGCGCCGGUAUGCGAAGGCGUGCGGCCGCUCGGCCUGCGAGUGCUGGCGCGCGCGCUGCACGUGCUCGCCGCGCGCCACCCGCCUGGCGCCGCGCGCCCCACACCCCCGCAGCGCGCGCACUCGGACGACGAGACGCGCCCGCGCCGCCUCUACAAGUCCGCCUCGCAGGCCAUAUGCUCCUCCACGGAGGAGCGCGCCAAGCCCGCCGAUCCCCUCCUCGAGACUACGUGCUGA